AUGAGAAGACAGCAGAAAGCGAGUCCAGAGGCUGCGCUGCCCUACGCCAUCAUUACUGGCGGAUCCGAAGGCAUUGGUGCGGCCUUUGCCCACGAGUUGGCAUCACGUGCAACACACAACAUCAUCCUCGUCGCGCGCAACGUCAAGAAGCUCGAUGACGCCCAGAAGGACAUCGAGCAGCGCGUGUCCACCGCCAAGGGUGACUUGGCACGCAACUUUUCGGUGCAAAGCAUAGCAUUGGAUCUCGCAGCACCGAACGCUGCGCAGGCCCUGCAGAAUUUGACAAAGGUGAGACUGUCGGGGAAAAAAUUGCACUGCUGUAGGCUGAUACGUCGUCGCGUGCUGUCCAGGAUUUGCCAGUGACGCUGCUCAUCUUGAACGCCGGAACCGCGGUUGCAGGCCCAUUUGAAGAUCAAGAUUGGGCACGAACGCGCACUGUGCGUUCUUGGCCGCCUUUGCGCGCGUUAAGCGUUCCCCGACACCGCUAACGUUCUACUCUUCCCCGCAGAUGAACGACCUAAAUGUCGUUGGUCUGACAGAGGUCAUUCAAACCUUUUUACCGCGAUUGAAGAAGGAGGCGCGCGUCCGAGCGGCUUACAACUCGCGCCAAAGUCCCGUCGGCCUCGUCACUCUUUCGAGCAUUGCUGGUGCGUCGAGCGCGCGGAUGCAAUGACACACUGGCCCACGCUGCUGACGUUGGGCGCUCCUCAGGUCUGAUGCCGGUCCCCGCCAUGGCUGCAUACGCUGCUGGCAAAGCAUACGUCUUGUCCCUAACGGAAUCCAUCCACCACGAGCAGCGUGUUCAAGGGACGGAAGUGCACGUCACUUGCGUACUACCCGGUCCGACUAGAUCUGCGCUUUGGUCUUUGGUACGUCUAUGCCUGGUCUGCUCUCCGCACUUGUCACUGGGACUGAAAUACGCUGCGAAAACUGAAUGACAGGACGGUGGAAGACCUUCCAAAGUGCUUGUUCCUUGGACAUCUGCACAGUCAGUCGCUCGCGCGGGAAUUGACGGUUUCAUGAGCAACACCGCAGUCGUCAUUCCAGGCGUGCACAACAACAUUACAGCGUAUAGUUUGCGACUGGCCCCAAAGUGGCUCAUUCGCCGCAUUUCGUCCCUCGCCAUGAAUCAAUGGCCAGACCAGAGCAAGACCGUAAAAAGUACAAGGGAGCAUCGCUGGUCUUCGAACCACUCGGCAACACGCCCGACCAUUUCUGUCCUGGCUGCCGCUGUCAUGGCUGCGUUGCUCUUCCUGCAUGGCUUUCCUAGUCUGCUUUCUAGCCCAUCCAGCCCGUACAGAUGGAUUUAUCGCCGAAUCGGUUGGAUGGGCCAGGAGUCCACCAGCUUCCCAUUCUUGCUGACGUUUCGAGAAGCCGUGAGUGACUGUGGUUGCGCCGUGGCAGGCAGCGGCAGCUAAAGGCGUCAAUCUCGCGUUGCGUGGCAGGAUGACCGCCUCUUCUUGGAGGAUCGCGUCCAAAAUCAGCCAACAUAUUAUCGUUGGGGGCAUGCGAUUCCAGCAUUCAUCUGGACGUGCUGUGUACCCUUGCAACACUCUCCCCGGAUCCGUGCUCGCUUUCCAAGCUUUCAUAAAAUGAACGGAUACGUCGUCUUUUCGAUUUCCGCUUUGCUAAUGACUACCGGCCUCGGAUUUUUGGUGCGGGGCACUUCCCACUCCGAAAAGGGCCUGCUGACCGUGCACCACGUUCCUGGACAUCCAUGGCUCAUCUAUCCGACCUUCGAUCAGGAUCUGCUGCUAGUCACCGCCCUGCAAGCUCCGACUUUGUUGCUCAGUCUACAAGCGGCUCGAAGGCGCGAAUUUGCUAGACACCAGUACUGGGCUACCAUGUUCACCAUCGCGUCUUACAUUAUUCAUCUCGACCGACUCGGCUUCACCCUCAUCUUUCUCAUCGGUGGCAUGCUCCAGCACCUGCCGUUGAGCAUUCAAGCGCGUCUACCCGAGUCUAUCGAAGACAAGAUGAGGUACGAGCUCAUGGCUUUUUCCCUCUCCGCGCUGCUCGGAGGCAUCAUUGGGCUAGCUUGGGCAUUCAAAGCGCAUCGAAGCUUGACUGCGAAGCACGGCUCAUGA
Molecule: messenger RNA, 2087 nt
Organism: Ceraceosorus bombacis
Lineage: Eukaryota; Fungi; Basidiomycota; Exobasidiomycetes; Ceraceosorales; Ceraceosoraceae
Source: the annotation of a GenBank genome assembly